AUGCAGCUUCUCCAUCUGAAUCUAUUGUUCUGGUGGCAGACUUCUGAUCUACGUUUUAUUCUGCGGAAGAGUGCGUCGCUCACAGAGAUCGGAUUUCAAUCGAAGCCGACUGUUCUUUUAUUGACUCCGGAUGACUGCGACGAGCACUCAGAAGUGACUAUCGCGAGGAUAGUAGUGGGUGGACGCUUUGUACGUACAUCUACUCGUGCAGUGAUGUCGCUGAAUGAGCGACAGUUUCAGUCGAUGCGCGUUUUCAAUAAUCAUCCUAGAAAGGGACAGAGCGAAGCUUUGCGUACGUCGGCGACACCCCCUGAAUUGCCUAAUUUCUGGACACUUGAGGAAAGCUGCCACUUCCUAGGAGAGUAUACCCACCUAUUUCACCUUUUUCCUAUGUAAUCAGAAAGCCUUUAUCAAAUGAUCUCUCUAUUUGUGUCCCCACUCAAGCUACUACUGUUAUCGAACCUGACGGUCUCUUAACAUUUACUUGUUUAAUCAAUAUACCUCUGUUUGACCCAUACCCGACCUCUGCUCUAAAUAUAUCUUUUAUCCACUACUUCACACAUAUAUCGAUG
Messenger RNA from Cylicocyclus nassatus, 572 nucleotides. The record is from the annotation of a GenBank genome assembly. Lineage: Eukaryota; Metazoa; Nematoda; Chromadorea; Rhabditida; Strongylidae.